Messenger RNA from Sodiomyces alkalinus F11, 624 nucleotides. RefSeq lists its product as hypothetical. Bases 1 to 624 code for a protein of 207 amino acids. The transcript is spliced from 5 exons. The record is from RefSeq and is a predicted model, not a curated record. NCBI's taxonomy places the organism in Eukaryota, Fungi, Ascomycota, Sordariomycetes, Glomerellales, Plectosphaerellaceae.
AUGGGAUUCUCAGAAAUCAAGGGGUCCCCCUGCAAUUUCGAUUUCCUCCACAUAUUUCGCAAUCUGGCCAAUGUUCCGCUGUCCGAAGUUAAAGCCUGGCACGAAACCUCGAACAUCGAGAUCGGUUCUAUGGCAGACACACCUGAAAAGAGGGCAAUGGUUCGGAUUUUGCUCUACACCUACAGAGACGCUUUCGCACACACUCUCCAAGAUAUCAAGCCCUCAAAAUCCCCCGACGCACCGGUCGUUUUUCGCGUCGUCUAUGAUUUCCGCGAUUGGAAGGCUCAGGGUCGAGCCAUCAGCAAACUCGGGCAGGAUAGCUCUCUUCAACUAAUCAACAACCUCAUUACCGUACAGCACCGUCGUUUUAGAUCCGACCAGUUCCACAGGUUUUACCAGCCACCCACACAAUCAAUUUUCUUUUCCGGCAAGGUGUUCAUCCCGCCCAAUUUUCCUCCCGCAAUCACACCGAGAGGGACAGCGUGCAAACAAAUCUCCACCCUCAACGGUUUGGCAUCAAGCGACUCCCACAUUCUCUCACUUUCGGAUCGUCCCGACCUCACGAAUAACCACAUCACCACAACGCCCGACCAUUCCAUGGAAUGGUACCCGUCGACACUCUGA